AUGGAUGAAAAUAGUUCCAAGGUUGAUCCCACAGGGGAUCUUGGCAUGCAUGCCUUCUCCUGGACCACUGCACCUGUAUCUCACAUUGACCUAAUAAACAAAAACCCAAAUAUAUUUAGAGAUAAUUUCCAGGGAAAUUCAUUUUAUCCUGCAACUCAAGGCUCACUGCUCAAUCCUGAUCCUCCAGAUGAUGGUGUUUUGGGAGAGGUCCCUGAAGACAGCACCCAGCUGUUUGCUACUGCAAAAGAGGAGACGUGGUCCACAGACGUAUCCUUUAACAGCACAGAGAGGGCGGCCACUCUGCCUGUAUCAAGUCCUACGCGUCCAUCUGUGUCACAAAAAAAGGAUCAGAAAAGAAGUGCCUGCAUAAAUAUCACCAACAGCCAGUGCCAAAUGCUGCCAUAUAACUACACCACUCUAACCUCAGUUCUUUCCAUUGUCAAAAGCAUCGAAAUGGAAAAGUUCCUGAAGUUCUUCAGUUAUCUCAACCGUCUCAGCUGCUAUCAACACAUCAUGAUGUUUGGCUGUAGUCUUGCUCUUCCUGAAUGCAUCAGUGACGGUGAUGACAGUCGAGGCCUACUGCCCUGCAGGACAUUUUGUGAGGCAGCAAAAGAAGGCUGUGAGCCAGUCUUGGGGAUGGUAAAUGCUUCCUGGCCAGAAUUCCUCAAGUGCUCCCAAUUCCAAAACAAAACGGAAAAUGACACCGCCACAAGGGUAUGCUUCUCACCACACCAAGAGAAAGGAAAACAAACACUGUGUGGAGGAGAGGAGAGCUUCCUGUGCGCGAGUGGCAUCUGCAUCCCGGGGAAGCUGCAGUGCAACGGCUACAACGACUGCGAUGACUGGAGCGAUGAGGUCCAUUGCA
Messenger RNA from Tinamus guttatus (white-throated tinamou), 865 nucleotides. The record is from RefSeq and is a predicted model, not a curated record. Lineage: Eukaryota; Metazoa; Chordata; Aves; Tinamiformes; Tinamidae.